This is a messenger RNA of Procambarus clarkii (red swamp crayfish), 2188 nucleotides long. Its product is annotated as angiopoietin-2. The record is from RefSeq and is a predicted model, not a curated record. NCBI's taxonomy places the organism in Eukaryota, Metazoa, Arthropoda, Malacostraca, Decapoda, Cambaridae.
UAUUUUAACAUAAUUUCGAGGUUCUGUAAGAUUUAUUUUCGUGAGCGUUGAGCGCGUGUGUACUUAGUAUGGCGAGUUAUUACCAGCCAUCCAGCCAGCAGUCAUGCAGGCGGGUUGUGUGUGUGCGGUGGUGGCAGUCGUGCCUGCCUGGCUACUGCCUCUUCUCUUGGUAUCCGCUCUCCCGGAUAACAAGGUCGAUCAGAGAGAUUACUCUGACCUGGCCCAGGAUGCUAUAAAACAAAUACAGGACGAACAGCGAGGCGUCGAUGAAAGUAUAAAUGCAUUGUUGGAGAAUGUUGACAUCCUAACUGAUGCGCUCUCCGCUCACCUCACUCUUGAUGAUGAGAGUGGUACACAAGAUGUCGAGGACAGGGACAACCUCACCCACCGCCUACUCGACAAACUGGAGGAACUGGACUGUGUCCACAAAGCUCACGAUGAUGAAAAUCUCCAGCUAAAGGAGGAAAAUGCUUACCUAAAAACACAGCUCUAUUUGGUUGAGAAGAAAAGCAGGAGCCAUAACAACGGAGAACGCCUUGAAAAGGAUAAUCAACAACUAAAGGCCAACAUUCAACAAGUAAAAGAGGAUGCGAAAUUUGCGAAGGCUGAGAUUCGUAAAGUGCAGGCGGAUGCGAGGCUGGUUAAGGAGGAAAAUAUUCAAUUGAAAAAGGAGAUUCAAUUGGUAGAGGAAGAAUACUUGAAGACUUUAGACGAUAUUCGCUUAUUAGAGGAGGAGAUACGUGUACUGAAAGCCGACAUUCAAAAGGCGGAGGAGGACGCCAAACAGGUGAAGGGAAAGAAGCGAGAGCUGGAGCUCGCAGAAAUGGAAGCCCAGGAGAGGGACACGAAGGCGUCGAAGAGGAUCGCUGAACUAGAGAGAAUGGUCCAACAGCUGCAAGAGAUGAACAAUAAGACUGAAAGUGAGAAGAGACUUGUUGAAGACCAACUCCCACUCUUGAAGAAGGAGAAGAGGGAUGUUGAAGACCAGCUCUCACUCUUGCAGCAGAGUAAAAAAGAAUUUGAAAACCACCUCUUACAAUUUGAGAAGGAAAAGAGAGAGAUUGAAGACCAUCUGUCUCUUAUGGAGGAUAACAUGAGAGACGUUGAAGACCAACUCUGCCUCGCAAAGAAGGAGAAGAAAAUUGUUGAAGACCAACUCUCCGUCGUCGAAGAUGAGGUCAGAAACUUACGAGCAGGGAACACGACUCUAAACAAUGAAGUAGGAAAAAAGGCACAGCAAAUUAUUAGCGCCAAAAAUGAAAUGAGUCGCAUAGAUGAAAAGGAACACCAGGAAUGCAAGAGAAGUGUUCACAAAUUGUUCACAAGGGCGAAGACAGCCAAAGACUGUGCUGAACUGUACUGCCGGGGAGCGAGGAUGAAUGGUGUCUACGUCAUCAAACCGGACAGGAAGGGUCAGCAAGUGUCAGCCUGGUGUGACAUGACUAGCAACGGAGGAGGAUGGACGGUGUUCAUCAAGAGAGACAAGAAGGCUAUUCCCCAGGUGAGCUUCGCCAAAGACUGGACGCAGUACAAGACUGGCUUCGGUAACAUCUCCACGGAGUAUUGGUUAGGGUUGGAGUGGUUGUACCAGUUGACCAAGCCCUCGCCCCAGACCCUGCUGCUGUCCGCCACCAACAUGCAUGGUGAACCCGGCUGGGCGAUCUGGUCCAUCUUCCGCGUCAAAGCCGAGAGUACCGGGUUCCAGUUGCUGGUGAACGAGUACCAAGAGAAGAGUACCAUGGGGGACCAACUUGUACAGCACCUCAACCACAGUGAUAUGAGGUUCUCCACCCACGAUAGAGAUCAUGACCGCUGGUCAGGUAGUUCCUGUGCUCGGAUAUACGGAGAGGGAGGCGGAUGGUGGUACAGGGCUUGCAGCUGGUUUUUCCCUACCACUUCCCACGGUAACUUAAGGACAUACUACUGGAAACCGAGGGCCGAUAAGUGGGUUUAUCUCAGCCAGUUGCAAAUGAUGGUACGACCCCAAAUCUUCCCAGCCUGUCGCGAGUGAUUGGUGGUAGGAAAACAUGGUGGUGAUGAGAUGUCUGUGAGUUUGUGGAGGUUGUGGUGGUGGUUGUUGUUGUUGUGGUGGGGGGGGGGGGUGAACUGGUUCUUGUGAUGGGGCUGGCGACUUGGCGGUAGUAGUAAUGGUGGUGCUGUUUUUUUUUUUUUUUUUUUUUUUCUCCAG